Messenger RNA from Halichondria panicea, 2158 nucleotides. RefSeq lists its product as uncharacterized. NCBI's taxonomy places the organism in Eukaryota, Metazoa, Porifera, Demospongiae, Suberitida, Halichondriidae. Bases 1 to 1995 code for a protein of 664 amino acids. The transcript has a single exon. The record is from RefSeq and is a predicted model, not a curated record.
AUGGCUGUUGACCAAGUUGGAAAUCCUUUGAUUGACACGAUUCACAGUUCUGUUGUUAGUAAGAGUAGAAUUAACCGUCUCAAAGAAGGACAGACAGAACAGGAAGUUGGUAAUCAGUGCACAGAAUUAGAGUACAAUGUAUUCUCACAAGACAGCUCCGCUCAGGUGGAACUCUAUGCUGAUGGUCCAUGCAACAAUUUGGGAAUUUCGAAAAAACUGAUCAAUAUUUAUUUUCUAAACUGCACAUGUCCUAUUGGACUCAAGCCAAUUCAGUCCGAUAUUGAGUGCAGGUGUGACUGUGAUCCAGACUUGCAACAAGAAUAUCAGAUAACAAAUUGUUUUGAGGAAAAUGGAGUCAUAACGGUGGAAAGAAAUAACAACACGUGGAUACAAGUCAAAAAUACCACCAAUGAAACAGGGUAUGUUGUUAGCAGCUGUACACUUGACUAUUGCGUACAAAAACCAGUCAAUAUCAGUCUAAGCAACAGUGACGAACAGUGUGCCCACAAUCGAAGUGGUGUCUUGUGUGGAGAAUGUGAACCAGGACUCAGUCUUGUGUUGGCUACGUCAAGAUGUGAACGAUGCUCUAAUUUUUACCUUCUUUUUCUAAUUCCAUUUGCACUGGCAGGCAUAUUGCUAGUUGCUUUAAUUCUUGUGCUCAACAUCACUAUAGCAACUGGAAAGAUUCAUGGCCUCAUUUUCUAUGCCAACAUACUAGCAGCUAAUAGAUCAAUUGUCUUACCAAAUACAAAUAUUAACAAUUUUUUGACAGUUUUCGUAUCAUGGGUGAAUCUUGACUUGGGUAUUGAGACAUGCUUUUUCGGUGGAAUGAAGUCUCAACCAAAAGUACUCCUUCAACUUGUUUUUCCAGCUUACUUGUUUCUUUUAAUGUUUUUUAUUAUCAUUUUGAGCAAGUACUUUGACUCAUUUGCAAAUCUUCUCUUGAACAGGAACCCAGUUGCUGCCCUAGGCACACUCGUCCUACUCUCUUAUUCCAAACUUUUACGGUUUAUCAUUGCUGCACUGCAAUACAGGGUCUUGGAUUAUCCUGACGGUUCAACCAACACUGUUUGGUUGUAUGAUGGCAAUGUGCAAUACUUCACUCCCAAACACAUCCCUCGGUUUGUUGCUGCUGCCAUAAUCCUCAUUGCCGGUGGAUUGUUCACUAUACUGCUCUUUUUGGGGCAAUGGCUUCCGCACUGUUCAAUGCUUACGAUAUGGACCGAGAACACAAGGUACAUUGGCUUCAUGGAUACAUACCAUGCUCCAUUCACUCCCAAGCAUCGCUACUGGGUGGGACUGCUCCUCUUCGCUCUGAUCCUCCACAACCUAGUAACUGCUACGGUUUCAGACACUUUUCUUCCCGUGCUAAUGUCUGGGGUUCUAUCAGUUGGACUGAUUGUCUGGAAACUACUAAAUAAUCGUUUGUACAAAAGUAAGUUCUGUGAUUCCCUCGAAACUCUCUAUCUAUUCAAUGUUGCUAUUCUUGCAUUUGGCACCUCUUAUGUCAAAGAUACAAAGAAAGAUCAGUCAGCACUAGCCAAUACGUCGAUGGUGCUAUCAUUCACUUUAUUUGUAAUUACAUUCUGCUACCAUUUUUACAAAUUCGUACUCAAGAAGAGUAACACAUGGCUGAAGAUAGAGGACAUCCUAAGGAAUUUAAGAGCUGGUGUUGCAGACAGACGAGCUAACAAUAAUCGAGAAUUGUAUCAUCCAAGAGUCUAUGAAAAUGAUGACGAAAACGAUUAUGAACAAAGAGACUCCGUGGACUUACCUUACACUGAUGGAGCAAUGGACGAAGCUGACCCUGAUCGCUACAUCACACCUCCCAUCAUCAGACCAGCCACGAGGCCUGACCAGCUGAGACUACCCUACAUGGAUGAACUAUCCCCCCUCAUUACAGAGGACUACAGACCAGCCCCUCCCCCUACAAGAGUCAAUCGUCGUCCUGUUGUUACGCACACAGAAAUCAGCCCCAUACGCAAUGAAGUGUGAACUGUACGUACGUCUUACUUAGCUUUGUAUGCAUGGUAUACCCUAAACUUGUUUAUAAAAUUGCAUGUCGUUUUCCUUGUUUUGUGUUAAACUUCAUUAGACAUUUUAGUCAUAGGAUUGUGUCCAGGACCUUUCAUUUCUAUUAUGCGUAUUAGUUCUCAGA